Messenger RNA from Lethenteron reissneri (Far Eastern brook lamprey), 3206 nucleotides. RefSeq names its product calcium-activated chloride channel regulator 1-like. The record is from RefSeq and is a predicted model, not a curated record. Gene Ontology annotation, molecular function: intracellularly calcium-gated chloride channel activity. NCBI's taxonomy places the organism in Eukaryota, Metazoa, Chordata, Hyperoartia, Petromyzontiformes, Petromyzontidae. Gene Ontology annotation, biological process: chloride transport. Gene Ontology annotation, cellular component: plasma membrane.
GCAACGAGGUAAAUCAGUGCAUUGCAUUUAACCUCUUCCCAAGGUUUGCUGUCAAAUCAAUUGACUUAGCGCAGCAUGAACAUCGUCGUGGCUCUGGCCGCGGUGCUGUGCGCGGCCGUCGGGCUGAGUCACGGCUCGCGAGUGAAGUUGAUCGACAACGGCUACGAGGGUUUGGUCAUCGCCAUCAACCCCGCCGUGCCGGAGGACCCCCUACUCGUCGACGCCAUCAAGGAUAUGGUCAGUGAUGCCUCUGCCUACCUGUUCAAGGCAACGCACCGCCUGGCGUAUUUCAAACACGUCAGCAUUCUAAUUCCAUCUUCCUGGAGCUCACAAUCAAACUACACACGACCCAAACACGAGUCCUAUGGCAAGGCGGAGGUGCGUAUCGCCUCUCUGGACGACCCCGAGGAUGACUCGCCGUACACUCACCAGUACGGGCUGUGCGGGGACCCCGGCCAGUACAUUCAGCUCACCCCCAACUUCCUCCUGGAUGACAAAAACCUGGACGCGUACGGCCCACGAGGAAGGGCCUUCGUCCACGAGUGGGGGCACCUCCGAUGGGGCCUCUUCGACGAAUAUAAUGAAGAUGAGCCCUUCUACGUGCACGACAAUAAUGUCGAGUUCACAAGGUGCUCCAGAGGCGUGACAGGCGGCACUGGAGUAGUGAGCUGCAGCUCUAUUGGCUCUUGCAAAGUGCGAGAGUGCAAGGUCGGAAUUAACGGACUGCCUGAACAGGGCUGCAUGUUCUUCCCCGACAAUGUUCAGAAGGCACGGGAGUCCAUCAUGGCCCUACAAUGGCUUGACAACGUGGAAGAAUUCUGCACGGUCAGCUCGCACAACAGAAAUGCUCCGAAUCUGCAAAACCGACUGUGCAGCUCAAGCAGUGCCUGGGACAUCAUGGGGAAGCAUGAAGAUUUUAAUAAUAACGAACCACCCCCCGCUGACGUGCCCACACAGCCGACAUUCAGCCUCCUGCGGCCAUCCCACCGAGUCAUCACGCUUGUUCUGGAUAAAUCGGGCAGCAUGAGUGGGGGAAGUCGUUUGCAGAGACUGCGGCAGGCGGCCGACAUAUUCAUCAUGCAGAUUUUGGAGGAAGGAGCCAUGGUUGGAAUUGUCACUUUUGACAGUUCAGCCCAAACCAAAUGUGGGUUAACACGAAUUACGGACACUGGAAGCCGGGUGGCACUAAAGUCUUGCUUGCCCACAGGUGCAGGGGGCGGAACAAAUAUAUGCGCAGGUGUUUCAAAAGGGUUUCAGGUUUUGUCUGCAGAUGACGGCAGUGCCUCCGGAGAUGAAAUUGUCUUAAUGACCGAUGGCGAGGAUGGUGGCAUCAGUUCUUGCUUUGAAGCCGUUCGCACCAGUGGAUGCACCAUUCACACCAUUGCCUUGGGACCAAGUGCAGUUCAAGAACUCGAGAAGCUCGCAGAAUUAUCGGGUGGUUUGAACUUCUUUGCAAGUGAUAACGUGGACGGCAAUGCUCUUGUGGAUGCGUUCACAUCCAUCACUACAGACAGCGGAGACUCAGAUGCUUUGGUCAUACAGCUGGAGAGCACCGGUAAAGUUCUCAUCAGCAAUCAGUGGAUGGAUGGAGACGUCAACAUCGAUGCCUCCAUUGGGAACAACACGCAAUUCGUGGUCACCUGGCAGUCAAGUGUCCCAGAGAUGCACAUUACUGAUCCAAAUAAUGUUACCUACCAAAACGGAGACUUUGUCAUUGACGGAACAUUCAAAACUGCAAGGCUGACCAUUCCAGGAAGAGCUAUGGCUGGGACGUGGAAAUACUGGCUAGUCAAUAAAGCUCCUAGCACGGACACCCUUACCCUGACGGUCACCAGCAUGGCGUCCAACAAGGGGGCGCCUCCCAUCACGGUGGAGGCACACAUGCGGUCCUCCAGCGGCAUCUCUUUGAGCGCCGUGACCAUUUACGCCGAGGUGAAGCGUGGAACCACGCCUGUUGUCGGCGCAAACGUCACCGCUCUGAUCGAGAGACCUGGCAGCGCAACGCUCGAGAUUGAGCUGCUGGACAACGGCGCGAGUGCCGACAUAAAGAAGGACGACGGAGUGUACUCCAGAUACUUCACCCAAUACACGUCGAGUGGCCGCUACAGCCUGAAGGUCAGAGUGGCAGGAAGUAAAGGGACAACGAGGCUGGCUCCACGCAGAGGCUCCAAGGCCAUCUUCAUUCCGGGCUUUCGAAACGAGAAAGGGGAGCUGGAGGUAACGCAGGUGCCAGCCCCGGCGGGUGGGCAGGUGCUGGUGCCGAGCGAGGACUUCAGCCGAGUGGCAUCGGGAGGCUCCUUCCAGGCGACGGUGCCGCCGGACGGGCCCCGGGACAUCUACCCUCCGUGCCGCGUGCUGGACCUGAUGGCCGAGUUGCUGGCGCCGGGCAUCGUCAGCCUGGCUUGGACGGCGCCUGGGGACGACGCCGACUUUGGCCAAGCUUCAAAAUAUGAGAUCAUCACGAGCGACAGCAUUGAAGGCUUGCUGAAUAGCACAGAGGAAAUGAUCGUGCCUGAAGACAACGUCACACUGGGAAACACAAGUGACCCGGCGGUCGCGGGUUCCACUGAAACAUUUUCCAUCUCCAUAGCUGAGCUCCAGCCAGGAAACAGCCUCUAUUUCUCUGUACGAGCCAUCGACAAGAACAACAACAAAGGAGAGAACUCCAACGUGGCGUCCGUAGCACCUGCGUUGAUUGUUGACCAAAACAAGGCACCCAACCGUAGUGGUCCACCAACAAUAUAUAAACCCGCAUGCACAGUGUACUUUAUGAUAACCAUCAUUACUCUAAUAGUGUCAGUGUUCCCUACAUCUUAAACAGCCUGUGAUCUGUUACAGACAAUAAUGAUGAGGAUGAGAAAAGGUGGUCAGAAAAUACCAGUUUUCUUUUUGUAACAGCUAAAUGCAUAAUUAGUUUUAGAUUUUUUUUGGAAGAAAUAUAUGAAUGCUAGCUUUUGACAAAAAGUGCCAUGCAGCUUGUGUUUAUAAAUCAUUGAUUUUACAUUUGAUUAAGAUAAUUUUUUAAUGUUGUAAGCAAUUAAGACAAUUUAAUUGCAACGACAAUACCAUGAUGUUGUAAAUUGGAUUAUUUUGGACAAUAAAACUUGUGAAUUUUCACUCUUGUUUCCCUCAUAAUUUAUUCUAGAAUGGUUUAAAAAGUAUUGUUUACUGUUUUGCUAAAUGUUGUCUAGAUUAUGACUGAUUAC